AUUCGUGGUGAAACCCCCGUUUAAAACUGGCAACAGAAUGAAACUUUUCAUUCCGUUAUUAUGGCUCAGGUUUAUAUUAUGGAAGGAAAAACACAAAGAAAUGUAACAUUGACAAGGUUUCUACUCUCUGGGACUUCUACGAUAGCUGCAGUUUGCGUUACCAAUCCUAUUGAUGUGACCAAAAUUCGCCUGCAACUAGACAAUGAGUUGGUGACUACACAAUAUGGUUACACAAAGUCGAGCCGAUAUUACAAUGGCUUCUUCCGUGGAGGUUUAAGAAUAUUUAAAGAGGAGGGCAUAAGGGGAUUAUAUAAAGGUAUUGCAGCAUCAAUAUUACGAGAGGCUUCAUACAGUACCAUACGUCUUGGUGCAUAUGAGCCAUUUAAAGAACUGCUUGGUGCUCACAAUCCUGCUAAGACACCAUUGUGGAAGAAGAUUGCUGCAGGAGCUAUGUCAGGAGCAAUUGGUAGUGCAGUAGCAAAUCCAACAGACUUGGUUAAGAUACGACUCCAAGCUGAGAAAACAUUAAAACCUGGUGAGCAGCCACGUUAUUCUGGCACAUUAUCAGCCUUUAAAAUUAUUGCAGCCAAUGAAGGAGUAAAAGGACUGUGGCGAGGUGUUGGUGCAACUGUAAAGCGAGCUGCUAUUGUUACUGGUACCCAAAUACCAUCCUAUGACCAUUUGAAACAUAGUCUACUUAACUAUGGUUUGAUGUCUGAAGGAUUAAGAUUGCACAUGGUUUCAUCAAUGGGUGCUGGACUUGCAGUUGCCUUGGUUAGCUCCCCUGUUGAUGUCAUAAAAACAAGAAUCAUGAACCAAAAAGUCGUCGACAAAAAUGGGACCUUGUAUCGCAGUGCUUUUGAGUGCCUGGGAAAAACAUUAAAAACGGAGGGUCUCUUAGGCCUUUAUAAAGGAUUCUUGCCCAAUUGGUUGAGAGCUGGCCCUCAGACUAUGAUUACAUUCUGCAUCUUUGAACAGCUGAGAAAACUAUUUGAUAUUGCACCAGUGUGACAUUGCUGUAAUGAAAAAAAAACUUGAGAUACAGCAGUAUGUCAUAUAAAACACCUAAACUGAUAGAAAACAAAAAUUAUAUCACCUUAAGUAGGCUACACACAACAACCCUUAUCUUUCGUAACUUAGUUUUUGUCGGAUUCUAUUUCAGAUCAGUACCAAGCAAGCCAGGUAGUGAUGUAAAAUAUAUUAGUUUUGUGUUUCUGGUGGUGGUCAGUUUAAUAAUCAUAGAGGAAGAUAGUUGCUUUACCUUAUUGAUAAUUUCAGGUUUACAAACUUUCUGCAUGGUAUGCUAACUCAAGAGCAUCUGUGAAGGAGUUUUUAUAUAAAAUAAAACUAAAAGCUGAAAGAGGGAAAAACCCCCAUGGGGAAAAAUAAUUCACAAUUCAUGUGAACAGUACCUGAUAAACCAAUGUUGUAAAUAUUUGUGGGUAAAAUAAAAAUUGUACUAAUAUACAUGAACAAAUUAUUGCCAUCUCAAUUCUGAUUGGUUAAGAGAAGUGCAAUUUAAUAUUAGGUAAUGAAUUCCCAAUGACUGUGGUAAUAUAGUGCUCGCCGUGCCAAAA
This is a messenger RNA of Dendronephthya gigantea, 1577 nucleotides long. Its product is annotated as mitochondrial substrate carrier family protein ucpB-like. Bases 61 to 1011 code for a protein of 316 amino acids. The record is from RefSeq and is a predicted model, not a curated record. NCBI's taxonomy places the organism in Eukaryota, Metazoa, Cnidaria, Anthozoa, Malacalcyonacea, Nephtheidae. Gene Ontology annotation, biological process: mitochondrial transport. The transcript is spliced from 4 exons. Gene Ontology annotation, cellular component: mitochondrial membrane.